Oryza sativa Japonica Group (Japanese rice) is the source of this 3678-nucleotide messenger RNA. Its product is annotated as vacuolar protein sorting-associated protein 54, chloroplastic. Gene Ontology annotation, cellular component: GARP complex. Gene Ontology annotation, biological process: Golgi to vacuole transport; retrograde transport, endosome to Golgi. NCBI's taxonomy places the organism in Eukaryota, Viridiplantae, Streptophyta, Magnoliopsida, Poales, Poaceae. Gene Ontology annotation, molecular function: syntaxin binding. The record is from RefSeq and is a predicted model, not a curated record.
GCCAGAUCUGACACCUCAAGCUUUGGCUCGCUUCGCUUCCUUUUCCGGCCUCCCAGAUCCCGAUCUCUCCCUCCCCAUGCCUCCUCCUCCUCCUCCUCCUCGCCUCCCCUAACCCCCGCCGCCGCCGCGCGCCAUGGCCUCGCGGCCUCCGCUCCGCACCACCUCCGCCUCCUCCUCCACCCUCUCCACCGACUCCCCCACCUCCGCUCCCCCCGGCGGCGUCCCGCAGUCCAUCACCGCGCUCCUCAACAACCCUCUCCCCUCCGCCUCCUCCUCCUCCUACUACUGGCUCACCUGGCCCCCUCCCACCCCGCUCCCCGACGCGCCCCCGCCGCCGCCGCCCCACCCCUGCGACGUCUCCCGCGCCGACUUCGCCCCCUACCUCGCCGCCGUCGCCGACCCCUUCGGCCGCUUCGCUGAUAUCCGGCUCCACGCCUCCGCGGAGGAGCUCGCGGAGUCCCAGGACGGCGCCGCCGCCGGCCCCGCGGCCUCCGGCCUCGCCGCCUGCCUCCGCGAGGUCCCCGCGCUCUUCUUCAAGGAGGACUUCGCGCUCGAGGACGGGGCCACGUUCAAGGCCGCCUGCCCGCUCGGCGACGCCGCGCUGCAGGAGCGCCUCGGCCAGCACCUCGACGUCGUCGAGGCGCACCUCGUGCGGGAGAUCGCGCGCCGCUCCGAGUCCUUCUACGAGGCGCAGGGCCGGCUGCGGGGGCUGGACGGGGAGAUCGUCGCCGCGGUCGGGAGGAUCCGGGAGCUCAGGGAGGUGGUCCGGGUGCUCACCGGCGAUCUCGUGGGUGCCGCGCGCCAGGUGCAGGAGCUCAAUGCGACGCGGGGUAACCUCGUCGCGCUGCAGCAGAAGCUCACCGUCAUCCUCUACGUCAGCCAGGCGCUCGCUGCUCUAAAGCUGCUUGUGGCAGCUGCGGAUUGUGCUGGUGCCCUUGACGUAAUUGAUGACCUGCAAAACUUGCUAGAUACUGAUGAACUCACUGGGCUUUAUUGCUUUCGAAAUAUUCGUGAUCAGUUGGGGACAUCACUAGAUUCUGUCAACAGCAUUCUUUCAGCAGAAUUUGUGCGGGCUGCUGUUCCUGAUGGAAAAGCUGUAGACGCAUUGAUUCAAGCAAAUGUGAAAAGAAAGGCUUCUGUCCCCCUUAAUGGGACGGAGCAUGAAGUAAACAUAGAUGAGGAAGAAAGCUUCAUUCUCAGAGAUCGGCUUCUCCCCCUCAUUAUUUGCCUACUGAGAACGGACAAACUUCCAGCGGUGCUAAGAAUUUACCGUGACACACUAAUUACUGUUAUGAAAGCUUCAAUUAAAGCCACAGUAGCUGAGCUGCUCCCAAUUUUAGUUGCCAGGACAAUAGAUUCUGAUUCAGUAACUGGAGACAGAGCUGCUGAUUCUGAUGCUGGAGGCCAGUCUUUAGCAAAUAAGUUGCGGAGUCUAUCGUCUGAAGGGUUUGUUCAGCUUUUAUCGGCUAUAUUUAGGAUAGUACAGGUACAUCUAGUGCAAGCAGCUGAAGUUAAAAGAAUAGUUGAAUGGAUCAUGGGAAACCUCGAGGGGAGCUUAAGUUCUGAUGCUUCAAAUUCUGUACAAAAGCACAGUGGCUCGGUUUCUGAUUUUUCCCAAGAAAAUGACCACGGUGUCACUUCACGGGUGUCUAAUACUCUUACCAGGAGUAAUUCUAAGUUUCCCUUCUUUCAAGGAAAAACGAAUGACAUGUCCAGUACAAAUUCAAUAAAGAAUGUCCGAGCUGAUGUCUUGAGAGAAAACACAGAAGCUGUUUUUGCUGCAUGUGAUGCUGCCCAUGGACGAUGGGCUAAACUUCUUGGUGUUCGUGCUGCCCUUCACCCCAAAUUAAGACUUCAGGAGUUCUUGAUCAUCUAUAAUGUAACAGAAGAAUUUGUAGCUGCCACUGAAAAGAUUGGAGGCAGGUUGGGUUACAACAUCCGUGGAAUUGUACAACAACAAUCAAAGCAAUUUGUUGACUAUCAGCAUACUGUCCGGAUGGCAAAAAUCAAGGCAGUUCUUGACCAAGAGACAUGGGUUGCUAUUGAUGUUCCAGAAGAGUUCCAAGCAAUUGUUCUAUCACUAUCAUCCACUUAUUCCGUUGCUAAUGGCAUGGAGAUGCCUAGCACUGAUGACAGCUCAAAGCUCCAUGAAAAUCGGGUUACAAGUCAAGAACCAGUAAAUUCAGCUGAAAAUAAUACUGAUAAUGGCAACGCAGUAUCUACUUCUCCUUCGACUGAAAACAAUGUUGGGCAUGCUAGAUCAACACAGCAAACCAUUGUGCAUGGGGGUGUAGGCUAUCAUAUGGUAAACUGUGGUUUGAUAUUGUUGAAGAUGUUAUCGGAAUAUGUUGACAUCAGUAAAUGCUUGCCAUCAUUAUCUUUUGAGGUGGUCCAACGUGUUGUUGAAAUAUUGAAGCUCUUCAACACUAGGACGUGCCAACUGGUUCUUGGUGCAGGUGCCAUGCAGGUGUCUGGUCUGAAAUCAAUUACGUCUAAGCAUUUAGCUUUGGCAAGUCAGAUAAUCAGCUUUAUAUAUUCUUUAAUUCCAGAUAUCCGGCGUGUACUUUUCCUGAAAAUACCCGAGGCACGCAAACAACUGUUAAUGUCUGAACUGGAUAGAGUGACUCAGGAUUACAAGAUUCAUCGAGAUGAAAUUCACACCAAGCUAGUCCAGAUAAUGAGAGAGAGAUUACUAGCAAAUCUGAGAAAAUUACCGCAAAUUGUGGAAAGUUGGAAUGGGCCUGAAGAUACUGAUUUGCAGCCAAGUCAAUUUGCCAAGUCUGUUACGAAGGAAGUUAGUUACUUGCAUCGCAUCCUUUCUCAAACAUUGCUUGAGGCAGAUGUGCAAUUGAUAUUCAGGCAAGUAGUUCAAAUAUUCCAUUCACAUAUCACAGAAGCAUUUUCGAAGUUAGAACUCAGUACACCUCAGGCAAAGAACAGAUUGUGCCGUGAUGUCCAACAUAUUCUUGUAUGCAUUCGGAAGUUGCCUGCUGAGAACUUCAGUGCAGAAGCUAUUCCGAAUUAUGGUCUUCUUGAUGAUUUCUUGGCUGAAAAGUUUGGGACAAAAGUUGAUGAAUGACUGACCUGUACAUUAGGAACUGACUGUGUCUGCAAAUGUUCAGUACUCAUAUGGUACAUGGGAAGUACUCCAAGACAUCGCCGUUAUUGGCGUGAAAUCCUGUGCAGGCAUUGCUCCCCAGGAUACAAGUACAUAGCACUUAAAUGACAGCGGAGUACAAUGUCAAUACUCCCAGUAAUGCCGUGUGAAAAUCAUAGCAAUGUUUUUGCCCUUUUCUGAGCUGAAAUUGUUGCCCCAUACUUUAACCAUGCCAGGCUGCAUUUCAAUUUUUUAAUUGUUCCAUCCCUUUUUGGGGACCCGAUAUUUGUUACUAGAAGUUCGUAUAGAGGGAACUGAGUUUUGGCAUCACGAUCUAUUCAUUGCAGCAUGCUUCUUGCUGUGUAGGUCUGGUGUAUUCAAUAUCCUGUCGUGAUGGCAGCCCAUGUAUUUUGUUCAUGUAAGGUUUUGUAAUUAGUCUGAUGAAUGAGAUAAUAAGGUAUUUUUAAAUGUUAGAAUAGGAAAAGAUUCCAGCCAUGCAUGGAUAUAUAACAGGAAAUUGAAGAUUACUACAUAUGUCCCUUUCUAAUGUGAUCUAUGUAUGUAUGCAUGUUCUUUUGUGA